Messenger RNA from Galdieria sulphuraria, 632 nucleotides. RefSeq lists its product as uncharacterized. NCBI's taxonomy places the organism in Eukaryota, Rhodophyta, Bangiophyceae, Galdieriales, Galdieriaceae. The coding region runs from base 6 to 587 and encodes 193 amino acids. The transcript has 2 exons. The record is from RefSeq and is a predicted model, not a curated record.
UUGACAUGGCAAUGACCAACUCUUCUUCCAAACAACAUAAGACUGCUCGUCAACGUUUGCCUUUGGAAGGAAUAUUAUAUGAUCAACUGAGUUUAGCAAACUUUGUAGAUGUCGAAAGUCACGCAUUAUGUUUCUAUUUAAGAAGAACUUGGAAUACUGACUUCUUUACCAAGUUUUUUGAUUGCCAGUUACCAAGUAAAGUUUCUAUAGGCUAUAAGUUGUUGAAGCUUUCCCAUCUUUCAAGACUCGAAUAUCAACCAAAGGGUAAAAUUUCGUUAUCUACCCAACUAGUUGACUUGGGUGGUGGCGAGAAAAGAACCAAGGGUGCGCUUAUGUGGAAAGCACUGGCAAACACAGAAGGACACACUUCUCAUGGAUUCCAAAUAGACCGUUUAAUAGCUUUAGGCCAAUUUCACGACACUCGUUUAUACGGCAAUGUGGAUAUUCGUAAGACCAAUGCUUGUCCACAGUGGCAAACAUCAAGUUCGUUUGGAAUAGAUCAAAGAGUACGGUUAUUUGGGACUGUUUUGGGUUUUCGUGUUGGGGCUACACCAGAAGGUCAACUUGUGAGUGAACUGAAACUAUAAAUUUUUGUGAAUUGCAUACAACGUCGAUGAUAGUUUUGAUUUUUG